UUUUGGGAAUCGGAUGGGUGUUCUGUUUUUUUAUGGAACAAUUUAAUUUUUAAAGGAAAUAGCCAAAAGAAUUUAAUAUGGUGUUAAAUCCGAAAAUUCAAAUUACUUUUCAAAUGAAAAAAUAAACACAAUAUAAGUUAAAUAUAAAAGAAUAAAGUUUUGUAAGUAGUUUCAAAAAUUGGUAUUAUCGAUCGAUUUUUUAAAGGUGCGAAAGAGAAAGCUUAUUGACUUGACCGUAAUUAUAAAAGAAAAUUAAAAAGAAUUAAAAAGUAAAAAAUUAAAAACAAAUUAUUUUAUUAGUCUAAAUUUUCUUAAAAAUUAUCCUCGAUUAAAAACGAACGUAUGUAGCACAGGAAACCAUUUAAAGACAAUAGUUUUAUUGAAAAAUGUUUUCGCGUGGGAGCAUAUUAAAUUUUUAUGAUUAAUAAAAAUUUUUAACACCUGCAUAACGAGCUGAUCAUCGCAAAAAAUAAUCUUCUCAAAUAUCAAAUAUAAUUUUGUUAAAAUUUAUAUAAUGAGAAUAUUUACAACAAAUACGAUUCUUCUCUUAUAAAAAUAUAGCGCGGGGAAGAAGAAACGAAUUAUAAAAAUAUAAAAACAACACAUUGAUCUCAUCACAUGUUCAAAUUUACUAUUUAUUACAAAAGAAAAGAGUGGAAACAUAUAAUCAUUCAAGUAAAUAAACAAAGCCAGAUGAAAAUAUACAAAGAAACUUGAAGAAAAGCCAGAGAGUAAGAAAUAAAUAGUUUAGUAGACUUAAACAACUUUCGAACUUUAAAAUUGUUUAACUUAAUGUCGAAAAUCUUAUGUCAGAGUUGAUGUAUGUACAUAUAUAUAUGUGUAUAUAUAUAUGUAGGAUAUGAAAUUGAUGUGCCAAGAAAAUAAUUGAAACAACAAUUUAUAUGGUUGAGUUAUACGAGCUUUUCAUAAGUUUCAAAGAAAAAUCAAUAUAAAUAGUUUUAUUGAAGUCUGUGACAGAAAAAAAGUGAUAUUUUUCCAGAAAUAAACUUUAUCGCGGUAUAUUCAACUUAAUAUUUUUUUUUAAAAUACAUAUCUUCUAUACAUAUGUUCUAAGAUGUAAUUGUUAAAUUUCACUUCUUGCUUUUAGUAAGAAAAAAAAAAUAAUGGAAAACUUAAAUUACUAAUUUGAAUUUUUAUUUGUUAUUGUAAGAAAUACAAUGAAGUACUUUUGAUGAAUUACCUUAGUUGUAAGGAAAUUUAUGGAAUAUUAAUUGAUGCCUCUCUAUAUAUAGAAAAUGGAUUCCACUACACGACUAAUUGAUCGAUCUUUAAUUACAGCAACUUUAGAUAGUGGAUUUGAUAGUUGCACAGCAUCUGGUAAUAUGAGUAGUACUGUGAAUCCAUCAGACCUUGAUAUUUUAGAACCUGUAUCUGGUACGGAUAACUUAAAUGACAAUAACAGCAGCGAUAAUUAUUGUGAAGACGAUCGAGAAAUUGAAAGUCCAAGUACUCCUAGUGACAGUAAGUUUAAAAUAAAUCCGAAAAAUAAUAGGACAUCGUCAGCAGAUUCUGGAUCAACCUUUGAAAUAUUAGAUGAUUCAUCACAAUCUCCGACAUCUUAUCAUUUAGUUGAAGAUUCCCCUACAAGUGAAAAUUUGAGAAGUUACACUCAGCGAAACUUCCCCAAAUUAGAGUUAAAUGUUUCAAACCAUAACGUAUUAUCAGGAUCAAUAAUAAAUCAGAUUGAUAAUAGAUUUCAAAGUUUAAAUGAGUCAUCAAUAAAAAUAUGUGAAGUAAGUCAUGAUGAAGAACGAGAUACAUUUUCACCAAUUAGUAACAAUGGACACAUAAAUGAUCAAAUUUGUAACGAAACUACUUUUUCUUGUCCUUCAACUAGCGGCAACAUUCCAAAAAGCAAAAUUUCCACAGUCGGUCGACAAAAAGACAAUAGUAGUAUUGGAAUCGUAGAAAAUACACUCUGCAGUAGUGAGGUGCAUAAUUUAUCUUUUGGAUCACCUUUAAAUCUGCCAAUUAAUCCUAAUUGCAGUAAUAAUAGUAAUAUUCAUUCAUCUAUUUUAACUAGUGUUGGUGAUGCUAGUGGGAACGGUAGUGGAAGCGCUAGUAGUAAUAAUAGUGAUUUAGAUAAUAAGAUUUUUGAAAAAAAGAAAAUUAAAUCAACUUCUACAAAAGAAGAAAAGCAAAGACAAAACGAAGAAAUUGUAAUAAUGGAAACUUCAUCUGUUUCAUCCGAGACUGGUUCUUGGGAAUCUGUGUUUCCACAUAAUAGUUCACAACCUUCAAAUGUAAUAGCAAGUGGGACUAAUUAUCUUGAGGUUAAAGACAUUGCUUCCGAAAAAUAUGUGAAACUUGAUGAAGAGAAUAAAGGGGAAAAUUCAAAUUCGCAGCCUGGUUUUUCACAAACUCAAACAGUAACAGCAAGUUGUCCUAUAAGUGCUUGUUUCAUAGAUGCUGCAUCAUUAUUAGACGAGUCAGAAGUUUAUCCACCAACCCUUCCCGAAAACGGAUGUUUCGGUCCAAAGCCCACUUGUCCAAUAGAUAACUUGUCUGCAAAUGUAACAACUUUGAAUAUGUCGUCUUGUACGAAAAAUACUUUAUCUGGAAUUUCUCGACAGCAUUUAUUAUCUAACGGGAAUAAUGGUACUGAAGCCUCGACACUUAGUUCACCAGAGGAAACUUCUCAGAUAUCAGCUUCAAGUCAGUCUACAAAUUCUGAAAGUUGGAAAAAAAAACUUAAUUUAGACAAACUCGAAACAUUCCAUAAAUCUUUUGAAUUGUGUAAAACAAAAUCUAUUGAUGCACACAAUAAAAACAAACGUCCUGAUGAUCGUGAUAGCAAUACAAGUAGCUCUUCAAGCGAUUCACCUCAUGUGAAUGAGCGAACCAUUUCCCAUACUGAAGAGAAUUCACACAAUUUGUCAGAUGAAGAGAAACUUUGGAAAAGAGAAAACUCUAAGAAAACACGUCGAAUUGAGGUCAAAGAUCAAUUUAAUAAAGAAAGUCCUAAUGACACUAAAAUAGGAGUAAAAAUUUUUUCUACAUCACAUGUUGAAGAAACUGGACAAGCCAGUAAUGUUAACACUAAAAAUUCCACCUUUUCUGCCGUAAAUUCUUGUAUUAAUGAAGCAGAAGAGAAGGAAAUGGCAGUGAUACGCAAAGAUCAAGAGCGAAAACAAGGAAAUUUGAUUUUUCAAAACAAUAUUCAGCAAUUUUCGGGUCAUAUAAUUAAUCCGAAAAUUCCUUUUAAUAAUGGAGCCCCAGUACCUCAAGUAAGUAAAAGCAAUGGAAACAUUCCAGUAACGGAACAAAAUAAUUUCAUUGAAUAUUUGGGGGAAAGUCCUGGUCCGAGUUUAGCUUGGUCAGAUGUGGAAGGUAACAUUAAUCGCUUUUCAAAUUACGAACCUGCAGAUGUAUUUGGAGAUGGUAGCGAUUAUGGUGAACAGUCUAGUAACUUUAGUAAUUCACGUUUGGCAUCUGAUUCAGGUGGUACAUCAGCCUCUUGCAUUUUGCCAGAUACGCCACACAACUCUAUUGUGCAAAUUGGACAGAGUACGAAAGUAAUAAAAGAUUCUGCAUUGCAAAAUGAUGAUUUGGAUAAUAUUUCACAAGGCAUUAAAAUACCAAAAAAAUUGCGAUGUGACGACUCAGCACCAAUAGUUUCAGGGGGAGCAUCUAUCAAAGACUUUACACCCAAACAAUGUGAGAGUCCACCAGUACGUCGCAAAACUGAAACUUGUCCUAUAGUGUCUGGAGGCUUUAUUUCACUAGAUUUACAACGUGGUGACGAUGAUCUCGAAAGUAAUGCUGUUGUUAAAACUUCCCGUGACAAACCUAAGUUAAAACAGCAAACUUGGGUAGUUGAUAUGAGUGAUUGUUCAAUAAAUGGAAAAAGGCGGCGAAGUACUAGUUCGUCUUCAAGUACUGAGAACACAGCACGCUCCAUUUCCUCGUUUGAAAGAAAUACUUCCGGAAACUCUCAACGAAGUGGACUAGGAUUUUAUGUUUCAUUGAAUGACAUGGAGCCACCUAAAAGUAUUGAUUCUGAUUAUUCGUCAGGAACCACAGCUGGGUGCAGUGAAAAUAUAAAAGUAAAUAGAUCUUUGUACGAAAACGGUAAAAAAGCAACCGGUUUUUACGUUGAUUUAUCAGAAAGUGAAAAUUCUAGAAACGCUACACCCCCACCGUCCCAGAGAGAAACCUUAAAUUGUACACCAAGAUCCUCAACUAGCGAUGUGGAUAAAAAAAAUAUAUUUUCUAUGUUCAUAGAUCUUGGCGAAAAAAAGGUUUUAAACAAAAAGGGACCGUUUUCAUUGGCUUCAAGAUUAUCAAGCUCUUUGUUGCAAAAGAAGCAAGAAGAUAUUGGGAAAAAUGAAGGAAAUUCUUUAAAUAGUAGCUCAGAAAAACAUGACUUUCAUUUGGAAAAUCCUGAUUCUGAAGGAGAAGUUAUAGGAUUAUCAGAAGAAAAUCGGAAGAAUCCACAAAAUUUAACAAAUGCAGUUUGUAAUAGUGUUGGUACUAAAAAUUUACAAUCAACGCAAUCACCUGUUAUGCGUCGAACACCAUUGUUUCAAAAAGAUGAUUUGAAACGUCAUUCUUGGAAUAAUCCAGAAGUUAGUUCAUGUAGCGUGAGUCGCGUACGCACAGAGCAUAAGGAACACAAGCGGUCUUCCAGUUUAUCCGCUGAUUCAAACGAUAAUAAUAUAAUGAAUAUUUUGGACAAAAUACCAUUAAUAUCAAAAACUUCUAGCAUGUCUAUUGAUUCAUCUCUUUCACCUUUCGAUGAUAUAACUUGUUCAAAAACAGAUUUAAGUACAUAUUCAAAUAAUUCUGUGACAUCAAAUUCUGCCGCAGAAAACGAUUUAAAUGGUAAAUGUAUUGUAGAAAAGCAGAAAAAACGACGUCGGGAUGUAAAAAUUAAUGAAACUUUUGAUAAAAGUAGUCAAGGUUCAAUAACGGAUGGUAUUUUAUCUAAAGACCUUUCUCCUGCUUCAAAUACUACUGAUACCGAUGACUUGACAUUUCAACAAGACGAAAACUUUAUACGCGAGCCAGCCGUUGUAAUUUCAAAUCCAUCUUCUAUUGUUUCAAAUGUAACAGCUUUAAAGGACAUAAACAGACCAACAAUCAUGGAAACCAUUAUUGAAACCAGAGAAACAUCUUCACCAAAAAAAUCAACUUUGAAUAAUGAAUCUGAGAAGCACACAACUUCACACACAAUGGAAUCGCUUCAUGCUACCAUAGAAAAACAAAAAAUGUUGUUGGAAACUGUUAAUGAACAAACCGAAGCAGGAGAAAGUGGAGCUUUUGUUCGUUUAUCUGAUCUUGAUAAGCCAAUUGCUCCUAUUAAAUUUGAGCUACACUCUCCUGAGGCUAUUAUGUCCAAAUCAGUCGGCAAUCAACGGCAUAUAAAUCGACUAUUUCAAGAAACUACCCGAAAUCGACCACACUCGUGGGCAAUGACACGAUCGACCGGAAAUAGUAUAAUUAAUAUUACGAACUCGGUAGAAAAUCUACGAAGUUUAACUAGAUUAUUUCCUCAUCUUUCAAAAGAAUUCAGUAAUAGUCUUCCUAAUGAUGUACAUUCCGAAAAGAAUUUGCUUCAAAAUCAAAGGGGAAUUAGUAACUUGAAUAGCGUAAGUUUGAUGUACCACCAAAGAAGUCCUAGCGAAAUAGACUUUAUUAACUCUGGAGACAUAUCCACAGCCGAUUCUAGUUUAGCAUCAAGCUUUAGCCGCUCUGCUCUCGAUGAGUCAUCAAUUUCUUGUCGACAACCCAGAAGAUUAGGAGAAGAUUUAUUAAAAAUGUUUCUUCAAGAAAUUGGGACGGAUGUAAUAGUGGAGGUAAAUGGCAGGCGCAUAAAGGCACAUAAAUGUAUUUUACGAUCGAGAUGUCAAUACUUUGCUGCAAUGCUAGCUGGAGGCUGGGUACAGUCUGCUGGAAAUGUAAUUUCUUUGCAAGGAUACUCAUAUAGCUCGGUGCACUUUGCUUUAUGCCACAUAUAUUCGGGAGCAUGUCAUCCUCCUGAUGGAAUAAGUCUAAUGGAAUUGGCUGCUUUGGCGGAUCUUUUAGGUUUGGAAGGUUUGAAGGAAGUUACAACACAUGCGUUAAAAUCAAGUUACUGUCAUAAUUUCCAUAAACCGUGUUCAGGGUGCAUUGAUGGAAUUUUGCAAGUGCUACCAGUUGCCUUAAAUCACGCUUUGGAUGAUUUGUAUCGAAAAUGUUUGAAGUGGACUUGUCGGCAUUAUUUGAAAGUUUGGCCGACCCGAUCGUUUGCACAAUUGCCUUCUGAAAUUUUUAACAGAUGCCGCCAACAAGUUGUAGCUCAUUUGACUUCAGAAUCAGUACUUCAAGCUAUAUUGGAUUGUGAUCAACUAAUUGCACAAGUAGCCCAUUUCCGUUGGGCUGUCGUUAUUGAAAAUCUUUUGCGAGAUAUAUUAGAUGCAGCGUAUACAUAUAUAAGUGACCAUUUUGCAAGUCUCAUAGCAAGUGAUAGUUUCUUAUCUUUAGGAAAUGAUAAAAGUUCUGAUAUAACACAAUUAGAAAAUUUACUUUUACGAACAGCAUCAUCACUGAAUCCUGAUCAAGCCUGUCGAAGUUACCAAAGAGUGACGCGGUUAAACGCGGUCUUAGCUGCAAAAGUAAUAAAAAUGCCAGCUACUAUAAGCGAAAAUAAAAGCUCAAACAAUAUUUCUAACCAUGAUUUUGGUAAUGUUCUAAUUUUGGGCGGAACUGAAGAAGAAAUGGAAUGGAAUGAAGAAUUUAUUCGCUUAGUAAGUGCAAUACUUUCAGCUGUAGAACAAUGUUUGACACGGCAAUGUUCACGGGCGAUGCGGGUUACAGCAUGGCAAAGAAUGGAUUUGGAAUUAAGAAAAAAAAUUCAAAAGUUGGCUUGUUUAACUGAGCCUUUGGAUGUUAGACGAAAUGCUGGUAUCAGUAAUGUUAAUAAUAAACAACAAAUUUCAUUUAGCAGUGGGAGCAGAAAUCAAGAUUUGUAUCAAGUAAAACUAGCUAUUCAAGCACAUUCUAAGCGAGCCUUGGAUCAAGACAAACAGUUAUAUCGGGCUUCGGCACACACACAAACUAACACACACGAUCGCAAUACUCAAACUAAUGAAAAAUUAAUUCAAGUAGUGAAUAAUACAGAUAACAUCAAAAAUAAUUUUGGUGUUAAAGCAUCCAAAUCUUCUUUACGUGCAAUACAAAGUGUUCAUGUGGUGCAAAAAGUUAAGUCAUCCGUACACGAAAAAUUAAGCACAAAUGGACAUCGACGAACAUUGUCUGAAGAUUCGUCUUUGUCCACUACAAGUAAUAAUGUAAUUUUGCGUCAACCAGAUAAUUCUUUGAAACAGUCCUCCUCAAGGCCCAAUUCUUUAACAAAUACUCGAUUAUCUGCCUCUAACAGGCCAACAUCUUUAUCAAAUACAAGGCCAACAUCAUUAUCGAAUCGAUUAUCUGAAAUUCGCCCACGAUAUUUAGAGCCAAGGAAACCACGUGUGGCGACUUCAACUGGGCCGAUAAAGGUUUUAUCAAAUAAUAAUCUUAAAGUAAAAAAUAAUCAGAUAUCUUCAAGUGACAGUUCUAGGAACUCUAGUCCAGCUACUUCUCGAAAAAUACAAAAUACACAACGGAAAAUUGGUACAAAAUCAAUAAAUAUGUCUUUGGACAGUUUAGCUUCACCAUCUAAAAGAUCAAUUCAGGUAAAAUCACAUGUCCAAACAGAAAAUGAAAUAUCUGUCGAUUCUUUAGCGGACAGUAUGCGUAGCUCUAUUAUUACCGAAAAAACAAUUUCUCAUGAAUCUCUGCGCAGUGGAACGAAAAAUCGACAAAUUUCUCGAUCCAAUCCAGGUAUUAAUAAAAUUCACUUAUCACAAAAUCAUGUUAAGAAUAACACAACAAAAAAACCGCUGAAUGUAAUACAAACGACAAAAUUAGUUAAAACAAAAUCCACUGCAAAUGGAACUUCUACUGGAUUUGGUGCAGGUCUUCAAAAUACUUCUGGAUCUAGUCCAUCUUCCAUUACCAAUAAGUCUAGUCGACUCUCUAGCGUUAGUUCUACUGGUUUUUCUCCGCGUGAUGCAUUUAAAAAUAGGUCAAUUUCUGUUCCAGUGUCAUCUGUAUCAGUUAAAAAAAGUUUUCUAAGCGCUAAAUCUAGAGAAAUACUGGCACGAAAAGCGGCAAAUUUGGAAAAAGUAGCGAAAUUGCAAGUUGAAAAUGCUAAAACAGAAACUUUCGAUGCAAAAAUUGCAUUACCACGCACAAAGUCGAACGGCAUUAAUAAAAGUAAUAGCAGUUCUAAUAUUCCAACACGACUUAAAUCUUCCAGUUUGCCGCAAUCCAUUUCAAACAAAAAACAAUCCCCGAAUGGAAAACAAAAUUUAACAACUAUUAAUAGCACUUUAAUGAAAAAUAACCAAACAAUUAAAUUAAAUAACACGCAAAAGGCUGUUUUUACGGUCGAAAGCAAAAAUUAUGCUGAGAAAAAUAAAACAAAUGCUGGACAAGAAAAAGUGAAGAAAAUCGGAAAAUAUGUAAAAGAUACUCGAGAACAGAAAAUUGAAAUUAUUGUAGUGGAUAACGGAGAACAGUUAAAAGACGUUAAAUAUGAAUCAAAAUUGGAAAGAUCAAGCACGUUUUGUAAAGAAACAUCGGAUUUACCAGUUGCAGAAUUAGAAAUUGUCGAAUAAUUUCACUUAAAAUUGACGAUUUAAAUGUUGAUGUUACGUAAUUAUAAAUAAUACAACACUAAUAUGAUUAUUUUAUCCAAAUAUGAAAAACAAUAAGUUGCAUAAAAAAUAUUGAAAUUACUAUACAUGCAAUGAAAUAAUUUGCUUAUUGCACUAAUCAUAUUAUAAUUUCUAGUCAAAAAUAAUCAAGAUAUAAGAUAAAAAAAAUUUAUAGUUUACAUAUAUGUAUUUUAAACUAACAUAACAUAUUUAUAUAUUAGCUAAUAAAAUUUCAUGAUACAUUCAUAUUUAGAUAUUAAAAAAAUAUCUUUAUUCUUACGUAAGUUAAAUAUAAAUAUAUGAUAUAUAUUAUUUGUUUUUAAUAAUUAAAUAAAAAUUGAGGUGUAUUUUUAAGAAAAAUAAUUAGGCAAUUAAGUAUGUUAACAACUUCUUUUUAUUAUUUCAUUUGAAUUUUCAAAUUAUUAUAUAAUUCUAGUAUAAACUUCAAUAUUUGCUACCGGCCGUCCCAAAUGUAUAUGAUAACCUAAGAACUACAAUAAAUUUUUUGAAGAAUAAUUAUUUACUAUUUUAAUAAAAAAAUAUUGUACGUUUAAAUGGACCAUUGAUUAGCAUUAUUUUUUAUUAAGCUUUUUGUAUUUUAGUAAAAGUAGCUUUAAAUAUCAAUAAUUCUUAAUCACACUCCUGUUCAAAAACAUUUCACAUAAUUUAUGUUGGACUAAUUUCUUAAAAAAUUAAUAUAAUUGGAUUAUUUCUUCAAAUGUAUGUCAUAUUUAAAACUGCAUCGAAAAUAUAAAAAAAAAAUGAUAUGGACGGUAGUACAUAUGUAUAUAAUUAUAUGUUAAUGUACAAAAAAAAUUAAUAUGUUAUGUAUUAUUUUAUAUUACAUAAUCAUAUAAACCUAUUCCAUAUAUAAUAAUAAAAUAUAAAAGCUAUUUUUGUUAUAUGUGUUACAAUAAAAAAAAACAUUCAAUUUUAUGUUAAAAUACAUUGAAUGUAUUAUUUAAAAAUUAUAAACACUUAAGUAAUAAUGUUAAGAUGAUUGUGCGAUGGUUGCAAUACAGAUAACAAAUUUUAUUGUUAUCUAUAAAUACUCGAACCUUAAAGAAAUAAUGAAAUAUUAUUUCAAUUCAUGCUUAUUAAUUUUUAAAACAUGAUUACAUGCAUGUUUAUUUUGUAUUACGUAUUUUUUGGGAAUGUUUAAUUUUAAUAGAUUUUUAUGUGUGUUUCAAAUUGAAUUUUUUUACAACUCUAAUUUACAAUUCGAAUUUGUAAUUUUAGAGAUAACCUUAUUGAUCAAUACUUAUAGAUAUAUUUCAUAUUUAAAUGUUUUCUUUUUUAUGACCCUAUCUAAGUGAUACGAGUUCAUAAAUUUUAAUUAUUUUUUAUUAAAUAUUUAAUCAUUUCCUAUGUUAGAAAAUGAAAAGACUUUUUUUAACGUCACCUUUUUGAUUAUGUUACAUAAUAACAUUUGUCUUAUUAAUAAAAUAUCAAAUUUUUCGUGUUAUGUAUACAUAUACAUAUUAUGUGCAACAUAUAAUAUAUAAAAAUAAAAAUUCUAAUUAGAGAAAAAAAAUAUUGUAAAAGAAAGUUUUAUUCAAUAUUUAAAUGACGGCUUUAGAUGAGCUGGAUUGGGUGUUCGCAUUUUGUUUCGCAUUUGUAAAAUGAAAAUGAAUACAUAUAUUAGGGGGUAAUUAUUUUAUUUUUUUCCAUAAAAUAAAUAGUUUGGACCAUUAGGUAAUAAAUAAUGUACUUUAUGUAUUGUGAGUUUAUUAUAAGGCAAGAUUCUUUUGUUUUCAAUUUUGGGGAUUUUAAUUUAAAAAAGACACUUCAUUUUUGAUAAUAAAUAUAUUCAUAAAUUUCAUAUACCUCUUAAAAAUAUAACAAAUUUAAAGUUUUAUAUAAAUAUAUUAAUAGUUACAGGACUGCAUUUGAUUUUUAAAAAAAAAUUUGUUGUUUUUCCGAUUGGAGGCAAGUUUUCGCUUUGUGAGGUUUGAUACUGAAACGAAUUGAUAUUUUGUGAUAAGAUUUUUAAUUUUAUGCGAUUAAAGAAAUUUUCUCAUUAACCUUGGUAUAUUUUUUUAUGUUAAUUAAAUUAAAAUUUUGUGUUUUAAAAAUAAAUUCGCGGUUGAAAAAUUUUGACGUAAAUUUAUCAAUUGAAUCGAAUCGAUUUUUAUCUCUACUUGAUCCAUCAAUUAGAUGAAACCAGUAAUUAUACUUGAUUCAUCAUUAUCCAAUAGUACCAUCACUCAAUACUCAAAAAUACUGAUAUUUGUAUAUUGUAAAAAUAAUAGAAAAGGUUAUUAUAAAAACAAAAUAUAAUAAAUAAUCAUUAUUUAUUACGAUUAUAUUAUUUAAUUUGCACAUGUAGAUCUUAAAUGGGUUUUUUAUAUCAAGUUUAAAGAAGUUUAUUUCGUUUUUAUUUUUAAAAAUUAAAAAUAUACUGUAUGCAAAAACUACAAACAUACAUUACAUAUAAUUUUAUUAAUGAAAAUUAAAUG
Condylostylus longicornis is the source of this 11161-nucleotide messenger RNA. RefSeq lists its product as uncharacterized. The record is from RefSeq and is a predicted model, not a curated record. NCBI's taxonomy places the organism in Eukaryota, Metazoa, Arthropoda, Insecta, Diptera, Dolichopodidae. Gene Ontology annotation, molecular function: protein binding. The transcript has 8 exons. The coding region runs from base 1257 to 8663 and encodes 2468 amino acids.